Messenger RNA from Lactuca saligna, 1657 nucleotides. The record is from the annotation of a GenBank genome assembly. NCBI's taxonomy places the organism in Eukaryota, Viridiplantae, Streptophyta, Magnoliopsida, Asterales, Asteraceae.
AAAUGUUUGAACUUUGGAUGUAGUUGGAGUUGGAGAAAUGAAUGAUGAACUUCUGAGCACGAACAUUUUUUAACUUAUCACGAUGUUCAAGCUUUGGGGUGUUGAGUUAAAAGGUCAAAGUUGGUGGAUUUUAUUAUCAAGCAAUUUCGGGACACGAUCAAUCAACAGUAUGGCAACGGAAGCAGCCAAAAGAUUCUCAGUGAAGACGGACACAUCAGUUUUCAAGAGGCUUGGAAGAGGAAAUCAAGAAAAUAUCGCAAGAAGUCAUCAAGUGAAAAAUCUGGUCUGCAAGUAUUGGUUGGAAGGAAGAUGCACGAGAAAUCCUUGCAAAUUUAAGCACCCGGAUCAAACAAUCAGUAAAUCAAAAUAUGCUUGGAAGAAUCCAAAUACAUUAAAGUCAGAGAAUUCACCUCCCAUUGAGAAGCCCCGAACAAAAUUUUCGAAGAACAAAGAGAACUCCAACCUAAAUCAGAAUGUUCACAAGUCCCAACACAAAUUGUUGACAAAUGAAGUAAACCCUGGUCAAUCUAAAAGCAUCCCCAAGAAAAACAGCAAGAACUUGCAUCCGGGGUUCUAUGGUAAGGGACUCUCAAUGGUGACCCCUUUAGAAGGGCAUACAAAGGCUAUAACCGGGAUUGCUUUGCCAUCUGGAUCCAACAAGCUCUUUUGUGGUAGCAAGGACAAAUCUUUACGAGUUUGGGAUUGUAAUAGCGGACAGUGUGGAGCAGUUUUCGCCUUUGAUGACGAAUGUGGGAGUUUAGUCAACGAAGGUCAAUGGAUUUUUGUUGGUCUACGAGAUAUGAUUAAAGCAUGGAACCUCAACACACAACAUGAAGUAAUUAUUCGAGGAAGCGGUGGACAAGUUAAUGCAAUUACGAUGUUUGAAGACGUUCUUUGCUCCGGAAUGGAGGAUGGUAUCAUUUUGUCAUGGAAAUCAACUUCAGAAAGGAGUUUCUCUGCAGUGGCAACAUCUUUGAAAGGCCACACAGGACCUGUACUUUCCCUUGUUUUUGGAGCUAAAAAGCUCUAUUCUGGUUCUGCUGACAAUACCAUACGAGUAUGGGAUGCUGAAACCCUAGAGUGUAUUCAGGUUUUAAGUGGACAUUCGGGUGAUGUGACAACAGUUCUAUGUUGGGAUCAGUAUUUAUUGUCGGGUUCCUUGGACAAAAAGAUCAGGGUUUGGGGUGAAACCGAAAAUGGCAACAUUGAGGAGGUUUAUCAACACAAUGUAGAUGAUGAUGUUUUUGCCUUUUGUGGGAUGCAUGAUGCAGAAGGAAAGCCGAUCUUGCUAUGUUCGUGCAAAGACAAUGGUGUUUGCUUAUAUGAUUUGCCAUCGUUUGUGGAAAGAGGCAGAGUUGUUUCAGGAAGAGACAUUCAAGCGAUCCAAGUGGGUCCCGAUGGUCUGUUUUUUACUGGUGAUGAAGCAGGGUUGAUCUCAGUUUGGAAGCUAACUCUAACUGGAGGAGGAGAAUCAUUAUGCAAAUCUUAAGUUGGUUUUUGAUGAGAAGUUAGUUUUGUAUUGUUUAGAUGACCAUGGUGACCCUCCCCUUGAAGGAGUAAAUUGUAAAUUAACAUUUAACAUUUAUUUGAAUGAAUACAAGUUGAAUUGAGAUGUGUUAUUUUAUUUUACUCUUGGUGUGAAUACUGAAUAACAUCC